CCAGAGCUGUUACCAGUUGAUUUUGUGGCGUUUUCUAGUAAGCCUACAAACAUAGAAGCGCAUCUGAGGCGAAUUCUGAAGAACAACACUUUCUCAGUCAUGAAUUUCCGUUUUGUGUUCACAAUUUGCGCCAUUGCGCUGCCGAUUGUCACUGCCUAUGGCCCAGCUGGAGGUUAUGGUGCCGGCAGUAAUGGUGUCGAGGAGUUGAUCAAUGCUGCCGCUGCUAACCAACAAGGCGGUGCAGCUUCGUUGACUGCUACUGCUGAUGUCUCUGCUCCCGCCUCUGCCCAAGCCGGUUUGGCUGCUGCCAACGCCCAAUUGGCUGCCCUCCAGGCCAACUCUGCCUACAACAACCUCAAGAACUCCGACGCCAUUGCCGAGUCAUUGGCUGAGAAUGUUUUGGCCUCGAACAUCCGUCAGGGUUUGGUGAAUGUUGUGGCUCCCAAUGUUGUGGGACAAACCGCCUUCCGUUCCCUGUUGGUGCCCAACAGACUGAACACCCACCACGUCAUUGCCACCCAGCCCCUCCAACCCCUGGUUGUCAACCAACCCGGCUCCCCCGUCACCCAGGUCAACAGCGGUCCCCCAUCUGUGGUCCGUGCCGCUCCCAUCAUCUACAAAUUGAAGCCAUCCGUCAUCUACCAACAGGAAGUCAUCAACAAGGUGCCAACUCCCCUUAGCCUUAACCCUGUCUACGUUAAAGUAUACAAACCCGGCAAGCAUGUUGAUGCUCCCGUCGCCGCUCCCUCCUAUGGUCCAUCAUACGGCUCCGGCUCCUCAUAUGGUGGCAGCUCUUCCGCUGGCUCCGCCGCUGGCAGUGAUGCUGGUUACGGUGGUGCUGCUGGUUAUAACAGCGCUCCUGCCUACUCCGCCCCAGCUGCAUCGUACGGUGGUCAAUCGGCCUAUUAAAUUAUUUGUUAAAAUAAUUCGAGAGAAGAAAGUUGGACAACUGCGUUUUCGUUUGGCCUGGAAUGAAUCGAAUGGAUUGUCCAAUUUUUUUCGCCUAGAAUAUGCCAAAAUUUUUUAUACUCAAUAAAGAAAUUUUUAAUUUAAAACAAAAAA
Molecule: messenger RNA, 1062 nt
Organism: Musca domestica (house fly)
Lineage: Eukaryota; Metazoa; Arthropoda; Insecta; Diptera; Muscidae
Gene: Cp36
Product: chorion protein S36
Exons: 2
Coding region: 100-909 (269 amino acids)
Source: RefSeq, a predicted model, not a curated record